This is a messenger RNA of Arabidopsis lyrata subsp. lyrata, 1274 nucleotides long. RefSeq lists its product as uncharacterized. Lineage: Eukaryota; Viridiplantae; Streptophyta; Magnoliopsida; Brassicales; Brassicaceae. The record is from RefSeq and is a predicted model, not a curated record.
AACAAAAAAAAAAAAUCAAAAGCGCCAGUAUACAAUCACUUCCAACGUACUCUCAAAGGUCAGAGUACCAGCAGCGACCAUUAGAACAACAAUGGAGUCUACUAAAUCCAAUCCCGAUGGCUACCAAAAUAUCUUAAUGAUGCGUCACGGUGAUCGCAUUGACCAAAUCGAUCCACUCUGGCUCGAUACAGCUGCGAGACCUUGGGAUCCUCCUCUCGUUCAAGACGGUAUGGUUCGGGCGUUUCGAACUGGUCAACGGAUUCGAUCACAGAUCCAAUUUCCGAUUCACCGUGUCUUCGUCUCCCCUUUUAUCCGAUGUAUCCAGACUGCUUCCGAAGUCAUCGCUGCUCUCUCCGCCGUUGAUUUCGAUCCCAACGCAACGUCGUCUAAAGACGUCGCUUCCAUCGAUAAAUCUAAGCUCAAGGUUUCUAUUGAAUUUGGAUUGAGUGAGAUGCUGAAUUCAAUCUCUAUUAAGCCUGAGAUUGCUCCCAAAGAUGGGAAAUUUGAUUUCAUGAUUUCAGAUCUUGAAGCUAUGUUUCCUCAUGAAAUGGUUGAUCAUAGUGUAGAUCCUGUUUAUAAAGAGAUGCCACAAUGGGAAGAGACUGUGGAAGGUUGCACAGAUAGAUUUCUUAAUUUGAUUAAGACUCUUGCUGAUAAGUAUCCUUCAGAGAACUUGCUCUUAGUCACUCACGGGGAAGGAGUAAGGACUACAUUUGCAACCUUUAAAGGCGUAGAUGUGUCUUACGUAGAGUAUUGUGCUGUUGAACUGAGAAGACAGGUAUUGAGUCAAGAUGGGUCUACUAAAGCUGGGGGCUUUGAGGUGAUUACAAGUCUUGGUCAAUGUGGAAUCAAGUACCAUUCGUUGAGCACCUCAGACCAAACUCCUGUUUAAGUCAAUGUUCCAGAUGAUCAUGGCACUAGAAAAAUACUGGAUAUCUAGAAACUCCUGGUUAACCGGACAUGAUCAGAAGACAAAGCUUGCUUCUUCUUCUUUCAUGGUGUUCUGCACUGAGAGUUGAACGAGCUGUAGGAUUGCAGGUCCAAAGAUGGAUGGAUCCUUUGACCUCUUGCAAGGAUUAAGAGAACUUCUUUUUUAAGUGUUGUACCGGCGGUUGAAUAUGUUUUUGUUGUUUAUUAUUGAUUCUAAACGUAAUUUUGGUUCUCAAGUCUUUUAAACUGAUUAUGCCUUUUUAUUUCUAAAAUGUCAUGUGUUUUGAUGUAUUCUUACUCUUUAUAUAGUUACCUCUUUCGUGCAUAUUAUAAGCACCAUCAGA